AUGGUUAUUCGCUUCGCACCGGCCUGGGACGAGGGCUGGCAGCACAGCGAGCGUCAAGGUACCUGUAUUCUUGCGCUUCCCAUUGUGGCCUAUGGCGAAGCUCGAUUUGUUGCAGAUGGCAUUGAGCCAACAGGCUUUGAAUUGCAGGCAAAUAAAGAUAUGCACAAAGCAGGAGCAUUAUCUGUCCGCAGCUAUGCGCCAUCCUGGCAUCCGGAAGCGCCGGCGCGGCAAGCCCUGGGUCGCAUGACCCAUAUUGAAGGUGGUGGUGCGGUUGCGCGUACCGCUUUGGCCUCUGACAUGCUGCUGGCUCUGCAACAGGGAUUGCAUCUCGAGUUGGCGGGUACCGCAUGGUUUAACGAUGGCUCUGAAGUGUCGAUUGAGCUUGCCGCUAUAAACAUGCGGUCUGAAUUUGCAUCUUUUCUGGCCUGCGCCCAGACGAACAUCAAAGUGGCGUGGCAUACGCUGUCCCGUACGCGGAUUACCUACGACGUCGCACAGCAUCAACUCAAUGACAAUGGACGGCGUCAACUUCGAGCGCUGGCCCAGUAUGUCCUGCAGGAUCCAGCGGUGGAUAAGGUUUUUGUAGAUGGGCAUACCGAUAAUAACGGCAGCGAUCUGGCUAACCUGAAACUUGCUGAAGCUCGAGCUACCGAAGUGGCUACCUAUCUGCAGAACCAGGGCCUUCGCGCAGAACAGGUUGUGGUCCGCUUUCACGGCGCAGCUUAUCCUGUAGCGGAUAACAAAACCGCCCAGGGACGCGCGCAGAAUCGUCGCACCACGGUGCGUCUGGAGCGACAGUCCUCUGCACAGCUGGAAACCUACAACGCCGAAGUGGUGACCUUUACCGCGGACAUCGGUCAGGGUGAAGAAGUUGAGCCCGCGCGGGCUAAAGCCAAGGCCAUGGGUGUGAAAGAAAUCUUCAUCGAAGAUCUGACCGAAGAUUUUGUCGCCAACUAUGUUUACCCGAUGUUCCGUGCCAAUACGGUUUAUGAAGGUGAAUAUCUGCUGGGCACCAGCAUUGCGCGUCCAUUGAUCACUCGCCGUCUGGUUGAAAUUGCGCGUCAGACAGGUGCUCAGGCGGUUGCCCAUGGCGCAACCGGGAAAGGUAAUGACCAGGUGCGUUUUGAAAUGGGUGCCUAUGCACUUGAUCCGGACAUAAAAGUUAUUGCCCCCUGGCGGGACUGGGAUCUGAAUUCCCGUGAGGCCUUGAUGGAUUUCUGUGAAAAGCAUCAGAUUCCAGUGGACUACCAGCGUGGCGCAAACAAGUCCCCCUAUUCCAUGGACGCCAAUCUGCUGCACAUCUCUUAUGAAGGAGGUGGUCUGGAAGAUCCUGCCGCUCCAGCAGAUGAGGAUAUGUGGCGUUGGACGGUGGCACCGGAAGAUGCGCCGGAUGAACCUGAAUGGCUGGAAAUCGAAUACGAACGGGGUGACCCGAUAGCCCUAAACGGGCAGGCUCUGACCCCCGGUGCCAUGUUACGCACAUUGAAUGAGCUGGGUGGCAAACACGGCGUGGGACGCAGUGAUCUGGUUGAGAACCGCUAUGUGGGCAUGAAGUCCCGCGGUUGUUACGAAACACCCGGCGGCACAAUUCUGCUCAAAUCCCAUCGCGCGAUCGAGUCAAUCACGCUGGACCGGGAAGUUGCACAUCUCAAAGACGAAAUGAUGCCUCGUUACGCCAAUAUGAUUUACAACGGCUACUGGUGGUCGCCUGAGCGCAAGGUUUUGCAAGCUUUGAUUGAUGAGUCACAGAUUCCGGUAAACGGAAACGUUAGCCUCAAGCUCUACAAAGGCUCAGUUUCCGUUGUGGGACGUAGUUCUCAAAGUGACAGCUUGUACGAUGCCGAUGUCGUCACGUUUGAAGAUGACCAGGGGGCGUACAACCAGGCAGAUGCCGGCGGUUUCAUUAAAUUGAAUGCGCUGCGUCUCCGUCUUGGUGCCAAACGCGGCGUAUUUGAUUCCGGCAUGGGCGGAUUAACCGUGCUCGCUGCGUUACGCAAACACCUGCCGGCGGAAAACUUUGUUUAUCUUGGUGAUACCGCCCGCCUGCCUUACGGCACCAAAUCUCCUGCGACAGUAACCAGAUACGCAAGCGCUGCCGCCACAACCCUGGUGGAUCGAGGAGUGAAAGCGCUGGUGAUUGCGUGCAACACGGCAUCCGCGUUUGCAUUGCAGGCCCUACAGAAGCAGUUUGCACCCUUACCCGUUUUUGGCGUGGUUGAACCUGGCGCCCAGGCCGCGGCGUUGGCCGCCCGCCAGGCAGCUGAUGGCAGCGGCGUGCUGGUAUUAGCUACCGAAAGUACAAUUAAUGGAGGGGCUUAUCAGCGGGCGCUGAUGACAAUGCUCGCCGGGCAACCUGUUUACGGCAGAGCCUGCCCAUUGUGGGUCACGCUGGCAGAACAGGGGCCCGUCGAUAGGCAAUUUGUGCAAACCGUGCUGGCGCAUUCAUUGCGCGGCUUUACCAUUUCCGGGCCCAGUACGGUCCUGCUGGGUUGUACCCAUUUUCCGGUUUUCCAACCCUUGUUACAGACGUUGUUCGAUGAGGUCACGGCCUCGGGCGAGCGAGAUGGAGCCGUAAUUAUCGUGGAUUCUGCUGAUACCACCGCCAGAUGGGUGGUGAAUCAAUUGCAUACACAGGAUCUGGUGCUGCCUACCCAUGCCCGCGGCGAAGUUGAAUACCUGGCAACCGAUGGUGUGCCACGCUUCAAAUCUGUGGGCGGUUACUUUCUUGGCUCACCCAUUGAUGCAGUAGAACUGGUCGACCUGUAA
Messenger RNA from Symbiodinium pilosum, 2766 nucleotides. The record is from the annotation of a GenBank genome assembly. NCBI's taxonomy places the organism in Eukaryota, Dinophyceae, Suessiales, Symbiodiniaceae.